AUGCACCGCCCCAGAGGUGACAUCACGGCAGAAAUACUGAGUCAUGGACCUGAAGUUGACACAUCUGCUCUGGCAGCAGGAGCAGGACUGCUGCAGCAGUUUGGAGAACCAAGAUGCCGGCGCUCCCAUCUGGCACAGGUUGACCCAAUCCCCCCCUGGUCUCCUAUACAACCAAAGGCCUGCAUUGACCCUCAAUUACCUGGAGGUAUUGAUCUUGCUUACGGAUUCAAGACGCACAUGAAGGAAAAUUACCCACACCACCGCAAAAUCUUCUGUGAUGGCUCACGGCUGGGAGACAACUCAUCAACUGCCUGUGAAAUAUUUAUGCCGGAUGAGGCUCGGGCUGUGGCUUGGCGCCUCCGCCCGAUGCAUGGUAUACUUUUUGCCAAACUUUAUGCUAUUCUGCAGGCCCUUGUCAUGAUAUCUGAGAGGGCGCCAGCACAGUGGGUGAUAUGUUCUAAUUCCAAGUCAGGCUUGCAACUAAUAGGAUCCCCAAGCACAUCUUGCACUUCUAUUGUAUUUGAGAUCCGUGCACGCUUACUGGCUCUGCAGUCUACACCUGGGGUGACUGUUGACCUGCAGUGGGUAAAAGGCCAUGCUGGAAUACAUGGCAACGAAGUGGCUGACAAGGUUGCACAGCUGGGUCACUCACUCGACUUCUCGGUACUCUCACACAUUGAGCAAUCAGAUCUCCAGAGCUGCCUACGAAGAGGAUUGCGCAAGCGCUGGCAAGAUUUGUGGAUGAUGGAGGUAAAUGCAAAUAGAAAGGGAGUCCACCUGACCACAAUACGCAGCAACUUGUCUCCUGUCCCAUGGGUGGUUGCACCUACCCGUAGAGCUGCGGUAGUCCUGGCCCGACUCCGCCUGGGCCAUGUAGGCCUUGGUGCAUAUUUAUUUCGCUUUGGUAUGUCACCCUCUCCAAUGUGUGGCAACUGCAAUGUGGAAGAUACAAUUGAGCACUACCUUCUCAUCUGUGGAUUGCAUCGGGAAGCUCGGCGGCUGCUGGAAAAUGCGGUGGCCACCUACGGUAUAGAUCCUCUUACAGUCCGUGACCUGCUGGGUGGAGGAGACUUCCCACAAAGUGCCCAAUUUGCAAUAGUAAAGGCCACAGUUGCGUACAUCAAGAGUACAGGACGCCUAAACAGCCUCUGA
This is a messenger RNA of Hyalella azteca, 1152 nucleotides long. RefSeq lists its product as uncharacterized. The coding region runs from base 1 to 1152 and encodes 383 amino acids. Gene Ontology annotation, molecular function: nucleic acid binding; RNA-DNA hybrid ribonuclease activity. Lineage: Eukaryota; Metazoa; Arthropoda; Malacostraca; Amphipoda; Hyalellidae. The record is from RefSeq and is a predicted model, not a curated record. The transcript has a single exon.